Messenger RNA from Sphaeroforma arctica JP610, 432 nucleotides. RefSeq lists its product as hypothetical. The annotation marks the transcript as partial. Lineage: Eukaryota; Ichthyosporea; Ichthyophonida. The record is from RefSeq and is a predicted model, not a curated record. The transcript has a single exon.
GCUCUCCACUGUCGCUAUCAUCGCCGCCGUUGCCGUUGUUGCCAGCGCCCACUCUACCCAAAAGAAUGAAUACAAGAUCACAUGCGCCGAGAAGCGUGAGCGUAACCCCGAUGCCCUAACUGGCCCCAUCCACAAGGACAAGGAGUGUUGCCAGUGGUCUGGAUAGUGUGGUGAUCUCAAGAAAUGCACACAGUCUUACUGCGAGAUGGACUCCAAGGCCUCUGAUGUGUACCACAACAGUUUCGACUUUCGAUUCUAAGCUGACUGACAAGAAAGUUUUGACUGACUGUCGAAUUUCAAUGUAAAAACAUCACAAUCUUACUUAGGAAGGACUCUAAAGCCACUGAUGUGUACCACCCUGUACACUUCCAAUUCUAAGUUGAAUGACAAGCAAGUAUUUGACUGACUUUUGUCGAAUCAAUUCGAAAAUAA